Colletotrichum phormii is the source of this 1414-nucleotide messenger RNA. Its product is annotated as WLM domain-containing protein. The record is from RefSeq and is a predicted model, not a curated record. Lineage: Eukaryota; Fungi; Ascomycota; Sordariomycetes; Glomerellales; Glomerellaceae. The transcript has a single exon. Bases 201 to 1241 code for a protein of 346 amino acids. Gene Ontology annotation, molecular function: proteasome binding.
CGCACUCGCUGUGUUUCCCAACAAUUCCAUGCGUGCCACCCACUUCUGUAUAUAGACGCACAACUUGGCGCCACGAUCAUCAGUCUUUGGUACCCUGCACAUAUCUUACCUAGUACUUACUUACUAGCAAAAACACCUUGGCCAUUCUUCAAGCUCUAUCCGUACACCAAAUCCGACGAUCACCAAUUCGAGCCCCCGCCAUGGCCGAAACACACUCUUGCGAGUCCGACUACGACGACUCCGCCGAUGAAGCCAUCACCAUCACUCUCACCCACCGCAACACACCACACACUUUCAAAUUCCCCUCGGACGGAACAAUCACCCACCUCUCCGAAGAUGUCGAAGACACCCUCUCGAUCCCCGCCUCAAAUCAAAAGUUUAUCGUCCCGAAACUCGGCCUUCUAAAGCCCCCCUUCAAAGACCCCGACAUGUCCCUCCUCGACCUACAAAACAAAAAGAUCAUGCUCAUGGGCGUCGAGGCCAAGGAAGUCGCCUCCCUCCAAGCCGCAUCCGAGUUCGCCGCAAAGCGAAACGCCGCACGCAGCGCCGCCCGCAGACAGAACCGGCCCUCGAGGAGGAGAGACCAAGGGCGCGCGCAGGCGGACAGCACCUACACCUUCCUCUCCGUCCGGCCGCUCGCAGGUCUCCCGCGUCCGGAGCGAUCCCUAGCUCUUCUCGAGAGGCUCAAGGAGGACCCGGGCAUCCGCGCCUCCAUGCGCAAGCACAAAUUCAGCGUCGGUCUCUUGACGGAGAUGGAGCCCCUGUCCAACACGCAGUCCAACCACGAGGGGACUACUCGACUCCUCGGCCUGAACCGCAAUAACGGAGAGGCGAUCGAGCUGAGGCUAAGGACGGAUGCGCACGAUGGAUACAGAGACUACAAGACGAUUCGCAAGACCUUGUGCCACGAGCUGGCGCAUAACGAACACAGCGACCACGAUCGCAACUUUUGGGAUCUUUGUCAUCAGAUCGAGCGUGAAGUUGACGCGGCGGACUGGAAGCAUGGCGGCAACACGGUCGGAGAGGGGUCUUCGUAUUAUGCGCCGGGACAAGAUGAGGAGGAGGAUGUUGAGGACCAGGGCGGUUGGGAAGGCGGAGAUUUCGUCGUGGGAGGAGGUGGUGGUGGCAACGCUGGUCUUAGCCGACGAGAGAUUCUGGCAAAGGCUGCAGAGGAGAGAGUCAAGAAGAUGAACAUGGAGAGGAGGGAUGGAGGAAAGCCCGACUCUGGCCCAUCAUCAUAGGGACUGCAUGGGGUUAUGGGGCAAUGUUGAAGCGUUCGUUUAGUGUUUCUGUUUCCCUGUUUUCUGGUUUCAGUAUUGCGCAGGCGUUGGUGGUUUGAAUGUGGGAUACAAGUUGACCUCGCCGGUCACGGGUUAGCUAGUCAACUCAAUCACGAUGAAUGUCUGCUCUCAAA